Molecule: messenger RNA, 2338 nt
Organism: Ochotona curzoniae (black-lipped pika)
Lineage: Eukaryota; Metazoa; Chordata; Mammalia; Lagomorpha; Ochotonidae
Gene: HMGCLL1
Product: 3-hydroxymethyl-3-methylglutaryl-CoA lyase like 1
Exons: 9
Coding region: 92-1114 (340 amino acids)
Biological process (GO): L-leucine catabolic process; ketone body biosynthetic process
Cellular component (GO): endoplasmic reticulum; cytosol
Molecular function (GO): hydroxymethylglutaryl-CoA lyase activity
Source: RefSeq, a predicted model, not a curated record
GCUCCGGAGCUGGCUGCUUCUCAGAGCCGUGCCCGGCCCGCUCCUCUCUCCAGGGUCCCUCUUAGCGCCGGCUGCCGCCCCCAGCCCCGCCAUGGGGAAUGUUCCGUCGGCCGUGAAGCACUGCCUCAGCUACCAGCAGCUUCUCCGGGAGCAUCUGUGGAUCGGGGAUUCAGUGGCAGGGGCGCUCGACCCCGCGCAGGACUCAUCUCAGGUAUCUGGACUCCCUGAGUAUGUUAAAAUAGUAGAAGUUGGACCUAGGGAUGGAUUGCAGAAUGAGAAGGUUAUAGUUCCCACAGACAUAAAAAUUGAAUUUAUUAAUCAACUCUCCCAGACUGGCUUGUCUGUUAUAGAAGUGACCAGCUUUGUGUCUUCCAGAUGGGUUCCACAGAUGGCUGAUCAUACGGAAGUGAUGAAAGGCAUUCGCCAAUAUCCAGGAGUUCGCUAUCCCGUUCUUACUCCAAACCUUCAGGGUUUUCACCGUGCUGUUGCUGCUGGAGCCACUGAGAUAUCAGUUUUUGGUGCUGCAUCUGAGUCCUUUACCAAGAAGAAUAUUAACUGUUCCAUUGAAGAAAGCAUUGGAAAGUUUGAGGAGGUUAUUAAGUCUGCAAGGCAUAUGAAUAUACCAGUACGAGGGUAUGUGUCUUGUGCCCUGGGCUGUCCAUAUGAAGGAAACAUCACCCCUCAAAAAGUGACAGAUGUGGCCAAGAGAUUGUACAGCCUGGGCUGCUAUGAGAUCUCUCUGGGUGACACAAUUGGAGUAGGAACACCGGGAAGCAUGAAAAAAAUGCUAGAAUGUGUCAUGAAAGAAAUCCCCGCAGGUGCUCUUGCCGUUCACUGUCAUGACACCUAUGGACAAGCCUUAGCAAACAUCCUCACUGCCCUUCAGAUGGGAAUUAGUGUUGUGGACUCUGCAGUAUCUGGGUUAGGAGGUUGCCCAUAUGCGAAAGGUGCUUCUGGGAAUGUCGCCACUGAGGACUUGGUGUAUAUGCUUAAUGGACUGGGACUCCACACAGGGGUGAAUCUUUACAAAGUGAUGGAAGCUGGUGACUUCAUUUGCAAAGCUGUCAAUAAAACCACAAACUCUAAAGUAGCACAAGCCUCCUUCAGUGCUUGACCUGACUGAUUCAGGACUUGUAGCUGUGAGGGUCCCUUCCAGCUAAAUACAGUCAUCUGAUCAUCCUUCAUGUCAACAUUUUCUUAAAUGUGAAAUCAUAGACAUGAGCAAGAAAAAAAUGAGAUGUUUAAAAACAAAUCACAACUGGAUGAAUGAUGAAGUCACCGGGAAUGAUAUCGGUCGUCAGGUAAAUUGCUAGCUGGAGAUAAAUAAUCAAAUGUGUAGUCAUCUGUGUGGGCACAGAAGUUCUACUCUUGUUCUUAUAGAAAAAGUUUCAGUUUAGUAAAUGUAAAAAAAUUGAAUUCAUGUUUCCGUAAGUAUCAAAUAUUGUGUUGAUUCUUAAUCAAACUUGCUUAGCACGGUGCACACAUUGUCAGUAGUUCAUGAAUUCCUGUGGAGUGGUCCAAGUGUGUGGCCUUGAUACUAAGCAUUAUGUCUCUGGAUCCCAACUUCUCACUUGCCAAGUCGGUUAAGUUAUGGACCAAGAGCCAAAUCUCCAUCUGACCCUACAUAAUUUUUACCAAUAUAACUUUUAUAUUUCAAAUAUGGCCAACAUCUGUUAACUAUUCAAUGACUUUAUCUUGUUCCAAACGGCUGUGGUCAAUGGCAAGAUGCCACAUCAUGAAAUACGUUGCAACCUGCUAUGUUUGUUACAUGCAUCCAGUUUACCAUAUUUUACCUUUCAUCAGUUAUAGUGAAAAUCAGCACAGUAUUAUUCAACUAUUGAGCAAUUGUAAGGCAUGAUUUCUUUUCCUGAUGUCUACAUUGUGGUGAUGAUAAUAGGCUGGUAUAUGUACCAUAAUCUACUUUCAUAGUUUUCAGGUCACUGGAAAAUAUCCUAAGGAUAUCUAAUUAUUAACUUAAGACUAUGGUUAUAAUGUUUGACUUAAAAAUAAGCUAUCUUCCAUUGAUUUGAAAUUCUUGAUUAUAUCAAAUAAUUUUUGGUUGACUCAUAUAGUGAUUGUUUUCUAAAGUGUAAUUGAUGACAUUUGUGCAUUGUAUUGAAAGCAUUGUCAGAAAUAGCAAAAGUUAAUAUAUCAAACAUUCAGAAGAGGAUCAGGGGAAAAUUGUCAGGAAAGAUCUCUUGUAUAACCUAUGCAAAUCAUAUGACUACAGUAUUAUUACCAGUGGGUCUAAAGUGUUAGUUCUAUUAUUCUUGUAAAAACUGGUGUAAAAUUAAUAAUUGCUUUUAUUUUUAAUAAAUUUGGAUAUAAAUUAAAAUAU